AUGCUCCGGAGUGAGAAGUGGAUCCAGGAACCGCCACAGUGUAGACGCCUGCCACACGCCUCCAGGCUCCCAGCCGCUGCAGCCAGGAUGGCCCAGGCCCCCGGGGACCCUGAUGAAAGAGACCUUGAGCAGAGGAUCCUGCAGAUGCUGAGGGACACUCGCUCCCCCAUGAAGGCUUUCCAGUUGGCAAAGGAAUGCCAAGUGCCCAAGAAAAAACUCAACCAAGUCCUCUACCGGAUGAAGGAAGAGUCCAAAGUCUCCCUGGAAGGCCAGGCGACAUGGGGCCUGGGCAAGGGCAGGACUGAAGAAGUGGAGCCCACAGAGCUGGCCCAGCCCAGCCAGGAGGAAGACAUCUACAGGAUUCUGGAAGCCCAUGGGCCCUGUAAGGCCCUGACCAUCUCCCAGAAGCUGGGAAGGAAGACAGCAAAAGAAGUCAACCCAGACUUGUACGCUAUGAGGAGGAAGCAUCUUGUGGAUUUCGAUGAGAAGUCAAGUAUAUGGGCAAUUUAUCAACCAGGUAGAGGAAGAAAUCCGGCCACUGAGAUUAUUUGCCAGAAAAAUGAAAUCAACAUCAUCUAUCAGAAUGGACCAAAUAACCACAUUUCCAUUGACAACUCUGAAGCCAUCCAGAUUGGACAUGGGAAUGUCAUCAUGAGACAGGCGGCCUCUGGAGAGAAUAGCUCCAUGGCUCCCCUCCACCUCCCCCCAGUGGCGCCAGCUGAUCCCUCAACUCAGAGUUCCCCGGCUGCAGCCUGGGGACCCCAGGACAUCCACUUGGAGAAGUCUGUGCUCAGACAGGUACAGGUGGGACAUGGCAACAAGAUGAACCUCAACGGUGCCCAGGCCAGAGGCCCUGCAGCCCAGAGCCCCUUGGGCAGCCCCCCGGGCAGCCCCCCAGUCUCUGCCACCACUGAAGGCCCAGGAGCUUCGUUCGAAAUUCGAAUGCCCCAACCAGGAUCUUCCUCCAAGGAGGAGGUGGCCCAGAGAGUCCGUAUCAGAUCAUGCUUCCUUGAGGACACUGUCAUCGGCAACAGCAACAGAAUGACUGUCAGCUCAGAGACAGCUGGUCCAGGAGGAGUUGCAAAGCCUGAGGAUGGCAGGAGGGACCCUGCGGAGCCAAGCAAGGUUGGAGGUGCAGCGCCUGGAAGCCAGUUCCCUCACGACCGUGACCAGGACUCCCCCAGCAAUGAUGGCAUCUUGACCUUCAUCUCCCGCCUAGAAGCUGUGACUCUUGAAAGCAGGGAUCCCCGAACUGCGGAAGACACAGUGGCCGGGUGGACAGAACCCCAGACGUGGACUCCCAGCAGCAGCUCGGUGCUACUCAGCCAGCAGGUCUCAGCUGAGACGUGGCCUCAUCCAGGAAACCUUGCCAGGCUCUCGCCCAGCCUGUGUCUCUGCCCCUGA
This is a messenger RNA of Odobenus rosmarus divergens (Pacific walrus), 1404 nucleotides long. RefSeq names its product Z-DNA binding protein 1 (gene ZBP1). NCBI's taxonomy places the organism in Eukaryota, Metazoa, Chordata, Mammalia, Carnivora, Odobenidae. The coding region runs from base 1 to 1404 and encodes 467 amino acids. The record is from RefSeq and is a predicted model, not a curated record. The transcript is spliced from 10 exons. Gene Ontology annotation, cellular component: nucleus. Gene Ontology annotation, molecular function: double-stranded RNA adenosine deaminase activity; RNA binding; DNA binding. Gene Ontology annotation, biological process: positive regulation of type I interferon-mediated signaling pathway.